Molecule: messenger RNA, 637 nt
Organism: Fopius arisanus
Lineage: Eukaryota; Metazoa; Arthropoda; Insecta; Hymenoptera; Braconidae
Exons: 2
Coding region: 140-472 (110 amino acids)
Source: RefSeq, a predicted model, not a curated record
GUCACAAAAAUAAGAGUUGAUUGGCGGCAAGCAACCAGUUCAAGAAUAAAUUGAAACUUCGCUGAGUGUGGCACGGUGUACACGGCAGAUUCCUCUUUUCAAUUGUGGGGAUUGGUCGAGUGGAAUACUUGGAAGAACAAUGUUUGAGUUGUCAACCAUCUUUUUUUACUGUUGCGCGGUUUUUGUUGCACCUGCAGUCCUUCAGUCAAGACCACUUCGGCAACAUGCUGAGGCAGACGUCACAAGUUUUUUUAUUCGAGGUGAAAACACCGGAGAAAAAUCAACUGCAGUGAUUAUAAUGCGUCCGGCAAUGUCUGCUAAAUUAUCUGGCAAUGGAAAUCUGGUGGAGAGGAUUCAAAUAGCCUCUGGCGUAUUACCCGGAAUUAAAAAUCUCGCGGAAAAGUCUAUGCCAGAUGCUGCAAUAUCGGGAGCGGUAAAUGAUAAUCCCAAAAGUGAAUACGAACAUAUCUGAAUCCAGUUGAUCGUCUGUUUCGCCGAAGGCUCUCAAAAAUCCAUAUUGAAUUCUGAAUUUAAAAUUCACUGUAUCACAAUACGUUAACAAAUAAUUCCGGAAACAUCGAAUUGUUCUGUGAACAUUGAAAAUUAUGAAUGGGGAAAAAAAAUAAAGAUAAAAAAA